Messenger RNA from Nicotiana attenuata, 3086 nucleotides. Its product is annotated as la-related protein 1A. Gene Ontology annotation, biological process: mRNA stabilization. Gene Ontology annotation, molecular function: RNA cap binding. The record is from RefSeq and is a predicted model, not a curated record. The coding region runs from base 231 to 2909 and encodes 892 amino acids. The transcript is spliced from 14 exons. NCBI's taxonomy places the organism in Eukaryota, Viridiplantae, Streptophyta, Magnoliopsida, Solanales, Solanaceae.
AUUCAAUUCUUGUCUCAUUGUCUGAAAACACCCCUCAACCCUAGUGUCCCUCUCUCUUUACAACUCAGUCACUCACUCUCAACGCCACAGCCACCACACGCCGCCGUAUAGCUCCGCCUCCUCUUCGGCAUCCCCAAAAAAUCACAUCUUUUUUUUCGCAUUCUAUCAAUUUAUUAUCCGUUUUAAGCUUCUAAUUUUUCUGCGAUACAGGGUAACUGUAGUUUUUGAGCAUGGCGGAGAAUGAGACUAGUGUAGAUGAUCAGAAGGAGGUGAGCGAGCCUCCCAAGUCGCCGUGGAAGACUCCGGCGGCGAACGAUACUCCUUCGUCGCCGGCGGCGGAUACCGAUUCUGCUUCAUGGCCGGCCCUAUCUGAUGCUCAGCAGAUGCUUAAGACUAGUGAUUCUAACUCCAACGCCAAGUCUCCGUUACUUCCUCCGCUGGCGGAGACUGAUAGCCGCAAUGCUGCUUCUGAGAAGCUCCGAGGUGAGCAGCCAAAGUUCCAUGGAUAUUCUAGUGCCAAAUCGUCAAAUAAGUCAUCAUCCGCACCUCAACAUAAAGCAGGCCCCAGGCACAACCAAAAUGGUGGGCAAUCAUUUCCUGUACCCUUGGCUUACCACCAGCCAGGAUUUCCUCCUUUUUAUCAAAAUAUGGUACCUAUGCCACAUAUUCCUCUUCCGGGGUAUGCUUAUCAGCACCCUCGAGGGCCUUUCCCUGGAGCUGAAGGUCACGUGGCCAGGUCUGAUGGUGACGCUGCAGCCCAAGCUUUUGUACCCCCUAUAAAUGGUGGGUUUCGUCCCCCAUCACGAGGGGAUCCAAAUGACUUCGAUGCCAAAUUCUACAGAGGAAGACCUAAUACACAAGAACGUGGUGGGCAGUUUAGUCCAGCCUUGUCUAGUCAGCGUCCUGUAGGUUCUAAAGAUGACAUUCAGUUACAACAGAGUAUGGGACUUAGGCCUUUCCUAAGGCCUCAAUUUUUUGCUCCAGCUCCGGGUUACAUAGAUGGUGCAAAUUUUUCAGGUCCUCCAGGAGCUAUAUACUUUCUUCCUCCAUCUCCAGGUUCUGUAAGAGUGCCUUACCCACCUUUCUUUGUCCCACAUCCUGUCAGCUCCGGAGCCUCUACUCCACCAUCACCUACAUUAGCUUUGAGAGAGAGCAUAAUUAAGCAAAUUGAGUACUAUUUCAGUGAUCAGAAUUUGCAGAGUGAUCACUACUUGCUUUCCUUGAUGGAUGAUCAAGGAUGGGUUCCAAUCUCUAUUAUUGCCGAUUUCAAAAGGGUUAAAAAAAUGAGUACAGAUAUAGCAUUUAUCAUUGAUGCAUUGCAGGCUUCAAGCACUGUUGAAGUUAAGGGUGACAAGUUGAGAAGACGUGAUGAAUGGUCAAAGUGGGUUUCAGCUAGUGCUGAUCAGAAAUCAUCCCCUUUGUCUCCGGUGGAACACCUAGUGGGGAAGGUUGUUCUCGAUAUAAAAAAUGAGGAGGUCAAUGAAAAUAAAGAGGAUGGAACUCAAGUGACAUCUUCCCAAGAAAAUCUUUCUGUAGGUGAGCUUCCAUUAUUAGAGAUACAGGCUAAAAAAGUAUCAGUUUUUGGUAAAGCAGAAAACAGUAGGAAGAAAUCUGGGUUCCAUGGCUCAACUCUCAGAGUUGACAAAGGAAGUGGUGAUUCAAGAAUGGUGAUGGCACCAGAUGCUGUAGAUGACUUAUCUAAUGAUUUCUCAAGCACUUUUAUGCUUGAUGAAGAGAUGGAGCUUGAGCAUAAAAAGGACCAGCUCUCUUUGAGUGGAAGAGUUGACGAGGAAGAUGAUGAGAUGGAUGUUAAUGAUGAGGCUAUUGAGAAACUUGUCAUUGUAACGCGGAACACUCGGACAUCUCAGGUAUCCGGAACUGUUGGAAAAGAAUCAAAACCAAUAUCUACUGAGCUUGCUUCUGCAAUAAAUGAUGGCCUCUACUUCUAUGAGCAGGAGCUUAAAGCUACACGAUCCAGUCGUAGAUCUAACAACUCCAGUUAUGGCUCUAGAGAUGAGAUUACGAGGUCUUCUGGUACAGCUGCUGCUUUAUCAAAAUCAAAGAAUGCUGAUCAUUCUUCUGGAGGAAAAAACAGCGAAGGCACUGGAAAUUCUAAUUCUCGAAGGAAGCAAAACAAAGGAUUUACUAAACCGCAUUCAAUACAUAAGCAGCGGCUGUUUUCAGGAAAUUACCGAAAUCAUGGGAUUUCUCGGAACAGUGUAGGAACAAUAUCUGAAAGCCCACCUAGCGAUUCAGUUGGGUUUUUCUUUGGUUCUACACCUCCUGACAGUCAUGUGUCAAGGCCUUCAAAGUUGAGUGCCUCCCCGCAUAGCAAUCUUGCUAGUAGUAGUCCGCCUGUGGGUUCCAUGCCGAAACCAUUUCCACCUUUCCAGCAUCCUAGUCAUAAGCUUCUACAAGAAAAUGGUUUUACACAACAGCUGUACAAGAAGUAUCAUAAGCGCUGUCUGAGUGAUCGCAAGAAGCUUGGAAUUGGUUGCAGUGAGGAAAUGAAUACACUGUACAGGUUUUGGUCGUAUUUUCUGCGAAACAUGUUUAUACAUUCUAUGUACAAUGAGUUCCAAAAGUUGGCUCAAGAAGAUGCUGCUGCUAAUUACAACUAUGGGAUGGAGUGUCUGUUUAGAUUUUAUAGUUAUGGUUUGGAAAAGGAAUUUAGGGAGGAUCUUUAUGAGGACUUCGAGCGAUUGACGCUUGACUUUUACAAUAAAGGAAAUCUUUAUGGCCUUGAAAAGUACUGGGCUUUUCACCAUUUUCGUCAGCAGCGAGGUCAGAAAGCACCUUUGAAGAAGCAUCAGGAACUAGAUAGGCUACUCAGAGACGAGUUUCGUAGUUUGGAUGACUUCAAACAUGCCAGAGGGGCAACUGCAAACGUGAAGGAGGACGGUCAUUAGCCAACGCGUGACUCUCAGCUUCAUUGAACUGUCUGUCGCAAAUUUUGAAGCCUUCCCAUACAAUGAGCUCAAGUUGGCGAAUUACCUUUCAGAGAUGAUCAAGAUUCAAGGCAAAUUUUUGUAUAUAGUGCCUCUGUGAAGUUAUUCUUACCUCCGAGGCCGACCAAAAUUUUCCCA